This is a messenger RNA of Doryrhamphus excisus (bluestripe pipefish), 10417 nucleotides long. NCBI's taxonomy places the organism in Eukaryota, Metazoa, Chordata, Actinopteri, Syngnathiformes, Syngnathidae. The record is from RefSeq and is a predicted model, not a curated record.
UUUUUUUUGUAUACAUGAAGUAUUCCCUGUGACCUGAGGGCAAUUUGUGGUUUUUAGCUGUUUUUUAAUUGGCCAGCAGCACAUUUUAAAAAUAUAAUUUUAACAAGAAAACUACAACAACAAAAAAUGCCAAGGGAUUAUGUUCCCUUGGCAUAGGGAACAUAAUCAAAGUUCAGGGAACCAUGACAACGCAUGGACAAUGAUAUCAACAUCUACUUAAACAGGGGUCACCCUAAAAUACAAUAAUAAAAAAAACAGACUUUUCUUCAGUAAAUUCAGUUUUAUUGUUCUUCAGCACACUCUUCCCCACCUCAAACAAUAAUUAUCUUCUGGAGUUGUGGACUUGUGUGCAUUUGAAGAGAAUGACUGACAGAAUAUUGCACUCCAAACAAGAAAUGACAUGAGUAAAAGCAAACACACCCGCCAUUUUCUUCUUCUCAGCUUUAGACAGACCGGCUUCCGUAAACCACAGUCGUCCCUCGUUUGUCGCGGUUCAUUCAUAUUAACAAAACGUUUGUACUUUGAGAAUAGAAACCCUGUUUAUUACUUCAAUACUUUUUUAAAACAAUUAUUAGCGCCACAUAGACAGGAAAUAACACCCCUGUUAUUCUUUUAUAACAACUACGGGAUCACUGCAGGGACAUAACAGACGGCCACCGCUAGCAUAGUAAGCUAACUAGUUAGCAUUGGAUAUUUACUUAUUUACUAACGUUAAGGUUUUUCAAACGGAGUAGAGGAGAAUAGCAUAACAACAUAGAUAUAUGUUUUAAACUUAUCGUUUUGGACAUGCCAUAGUUCUCCAUUGUAGGGACAUAAGAGGCGGUCGCCGCUAGCACAACAAGCUAACGAGCUAACUAGUUAGCUUCGCCAAUUUACUUAUUCUAAAGUUACGAAAGUCGGGAAGAAAAUAAGAAGGAAGUAAGUAAGAAACUAAAAGCUUCCCACUUCCAUACAAAGUAGGAAUAUAUUUUCCCCCCACUUUUAUCAUUUUGGACAUGCAUAAGAGGCGGUCGCCGCUAGCAUAACGAGCUAACUAGUUAGCUUCGCUAAUUUAAUUAUUCUAAAGUUACGAAAGUCGGGAAGAAAGCAAAGUAAGAAACUAUAAGCUUCCCACUCCCAUACAAAUUAGGAAUAUAUUUUCCCCCACUCUUAUCAUUUUGGACAUGUAUUGGUUGACUCCAUUGUAGGGACAUAAGAGGCGGUCGCCGCUAGCAUAACAAGCGAACGAGCUAACUAGUUAGCCUCGCCAAUUUACUUAUUCUAAUCUUACGAAAGUCGGGAAGAAGGCAAAGUAAGAAACGAAAAGCUUCCAACUUCCAUACAAAUUAGGAAUAUAUUUCCCCCCAAUCUUAUUAUUUUGGACAUGUUAUGGUUGACUCUAUUGUAGGGACAUAAGAGGCGGACGCCGCUAGCAUACCAUGCUAACGAGCUAACUAGUUAGCUUCGCCAAUUUACUUAUUGUAAAGUUACGAAAAUCGGGAAGAAGGCAAAGUAAGAAACUAAAAGCUUCCCACUUCCAUACAAGGUAGGAAUAUAUUUGUCACCCACUAUUCAUGUUGGACAUGCUAUGGUUGACUCCAUUGUAGGGACAUAAGAGGCGGACGCAGCUAGCAUACCAUGCUAACGAGCUAACUAGUUAGCUUCGCCAAUUUACUUAUUGUAAAGUUACGAAAAUCUGGAAGAAGGCAAAGUAAGAAACGAGAAGCUUCCCACUUCCAUACAAAGUAUGAUUAUAUAUAUUUUCCCCAAUCUUAUAAUUUUGGACAUGUAUUGGUUGACUCCAUUGUAUGGGCAUAAGAGGCGGACGCCGCUAGCAUACCAUGCUAGCGAGCUAACGAGUUAGCUUCGCCAAUUUACUUAUUCUAAAGUUACGAAAGUCGGGAAGAAGGUAAAGUAACAAACUAAAAGCUUCCCACUUCCAUACAAGGUAGGAAUAUAUUUUCCCCCCACUCUUAUCAUUUUGGACAUGUCAUGGUUGACUCCAUUGUAGGGACAUAAGAGGCGGAUGUAGCUAGCAUACCAUGCUAACGAGCUAACUAGUUAGCUUCGCCAAUUUACUUAUUCUAAAGUUACGAAAGUCGGGAAGAAGGUAAAGUAACAAACUAAAAGCUUCCCACUUCCAUACAAGGUAGGAAUAUAUUUUCCCCCCACUCUUAUCAUUUUGGACAUGUCAUGGUUGACUCCAUUGUAGGGACACAAGAGGCGGUCGCCGCUAGCAUAACAAGCUAACGAGCUAACUAGUUAGCUUCGCCAAUUUACUUAUUCUAAAGAUAUGAAAGUAGGGAAGAAGGCAAAGUAAGGAACUAAAAGCUUCCCACUUCCAUACAAGGUAGGAAUAUAUUUUCCCCCCACUCUUAUCAUUUUGGACAUGUUAUGGUUGUUUCUAUUGUAGGGACAUAAGAGGCGGACGCAGCUAGCAUACCAUGCUAACGAGCUAACUAGUUAGCUUCGCCAAUUUACUUAUUGUAAAGUUACGAAAGUCGGGAAGAAGGCAAAUUAAGAAACUAAAAGCUUCCCACUUCCAUACAAGGUAGGAAUAUAUUUUCCCCCACUCUUAUCAUUUUGGACAUGUCAUGGUUGACUCCAUUGUAGGGACAUAAGAGGCGGACGCCGCUAGCAUAACGAGCUAACUAGUUAGCUUCGCCAAUUUACUUAUUCUAAAGUUACGAAAGUCGGGAAGAAAGUAAAGUAAGAAACUAAAAGCUUCCCACUUCCAUACAAGGUAGGAAUAUAUUUUCCCCCACUCUUAUCAUUUUGGACAUGUUAUGGUUGACUCCAUUGUAGGGACAUAAGAGGCGGACGCAGCUAGCAUACCAUGCUAACGAGCUAACUAGUUAGCCUCGCCAAUUUACUUAUUGUAAAGUUACAACAAUCGGGAAGAAGGCAAAGUAAGAAACGAAAAGCUUCCCACUUCCAUACAAAGUAGGAUUAUAUAUAUUUCCCUACUCUUAAAAUUUUGGACAUGUAUUGGUUCACUCAAUUGCAGGGACAUAAGAGGCGGUUGCCGCUAGCAUAACAAGCUAACUAGUUAGCCUCGCCAAAGUACAUAUUCUAAAAUGAUGAAAGUAGGGAAGAAGGCAAAGUAAGAAACUAAAAGCUUCCCGACUAAUAAUAAGCUACAGUCAACAGCAAUAAUUAACUUUGGGGAAACAGCAUAUAGUAACGGAGCGACGUUAAAACCGCGAUAUAUCGAGGGAUGACUUUGUACACGUUCCUGUCCUGUCUCAAUUAUUACCAAAGGUGCACAUGCAAGUUCAAGCGUUUCUUAAUAUAAAUUAUCAAAUGAUAACACAAUACAGUCCAGUUGAUGAAGUCUGAUGUCUUUAAAUACUUUUAUGAGCAGCUUGUAUCGUGUAUGAAUCGUGCGGCGUGGAAAAAGCAUCAGUCCUUUCAAAGUCGAUUAGCGUGAUAACAUUUAUCAUCCAAAGAAAGAAGCUUAUCAUUUCACAUAUGCACACCUGAUUUAUUUGCUUUGAGAUGUGAGCUAUAAAUACGUAUGGUAACCAAGGCAACCAGGAGAUGGGGGGUGAGUCCUCCACGGAGAACGUAAAGGUCGUCUGCAUCGUCACAUUCAAAUCAAUUCAAACUGCUGCCUUUCAAGUCUUGCAUGCACCGCUAUAAUAGCAUGAUAAUAUAAUUUUAUAAUAACGUCUUGGUCCCUUCCUUUGUUGGAUGAUGCACUUUGUACCCGGUUGCUGUUGACGACGUCAUUGUGGGGAAACAGGUAAAUACAAAUAGAACAACAAAGUUUGCUUCAUUAUCAGUUUCAUGUUUCAUAUUUACUUGCUCGUGAGCAGGAAACGUCUCCGUGCGGAGUUUGGGGUCUCCCAUGUGCUUGCGUGGGGGUUUUCAUACCGGAGUCCUGGUCCCGAAAUGGAGCCGAAGAAAGUUGCAAGCGGCAGAAGUUUGAUAAAGUUGCGUCUCACCUCUUCUGAUGGGUCAACCAACACCACUGUCUGAAGAAGAUGCUCUGAUAUUGGCGAAUACGCUGGCCUAAGGCUGGCUGCCGCUGAAGGAAAUUUCCAUGGUAACAGUACCGCCAGUGGACGCUCCAUCUCCAUGACAACCACAUCCGGGGAAAGCGCGGUGAGCAGAUGCGGGAUGACCUAGAAGUGUGGGCGUCGCCUUGGUGGAAGAGGCGAGGAGACGCACAGCCAUGGAGGACGGCUUUCCGUCGCCUGCAAAGAGACUACGCUUUCAUUUCUAAGUCGGUCUCUUUCUUCGCGGCCCGACCUCAUGGAGCCAGGCGGAAGUGACCUGGACUCCAGCCUGCCUCAGCCGGAGAACCCGUGUCUGAUUGUGGAGGAUUCUCAACCCGACAGCGUCGCUCUGGAAGACGACCCGGAGAGCAGCUACAGAGCUGUGCUGGCCCGACGUCUGUCCAGCUUGCAGCCCAGCGCCUGUAGCCCCGUCCUGGAAUUGAUAUCCUCUCCGCUGGGGAUUCGAAGCUCUCAGACGGAUAGCCAAGCAGAGAGCAGCCCUACUAACAUCCAGGCUGGGCCUGGUGAUCUCGCUCAGAACAACCAUCGCUCAGAAUACCAAGAAGAGAGUCAGGUUCUCGGCAUCUGCCCUCCUCCAAACAAGCAAAAGUGUAACGUACUCAUGGAUUCUGAUUCCGAUCGUUCCGCCGCACAGUGCGAUCAGUCUGAAGAGGGAAACACACACUUUGGUUUUCUAGCACUAUCCCAAAGUCAGGAUCUCAUUGCUGAAGAAGUGAGCAGCCAUGUUGGAGAAGACCAUAACAAGCCUCCAGCGGUCAGUUUGACUACUUCCCACGAGAAUGUCCGCACCGGGACAUCGGAGAAUCCUGAUCACAAAGCAGCCAGGUCUGAGGUUGGCUCCAGCAGCAACAUGGCGGCUCUGCUACACUCCCAGUGCCUCCAGGAUCCCGGUGAGGACCAGGAGAUAAUGUCCUCACAGCGGGACAUGUUUGACGCUGACAAGACUGAUGUCGCCGCGGACAGCACCGUUUCCGAGCCGGAGCAGGAGGGUCAGCCCACCUCGACGCCCGCCCACAGCUUGCGGCUGUUGCAUACGUCGCAAGCGCAGGGGAGCUUGUCCCAAAGCUCUGUCGAUUAUGUCGCCCCAACCCCAGACAACUUCCCCCACAUCCCGUUAAUUGUCCCCAACUCACCAACCGGAGCAGGAAGCCAACGGGGCGCCGACCGGCCGAUGGAUGCUUGGCAGCAUCCGGAGGAGCGAGAAACGGACGCCCCCGCCAAACCUCAGCCGCCCACCUCAACUCCUGUAUCCCAGAAUUCUCCUGGUUUUGUGUUGGAGCGACCUCUCUCUUUACCCUCUCAGCCAGAGUUCUCACACGACGUUUUUGUCCCAACGCUGAGCCAGGAGGCUCCACAACAGUCGGACAAGAAGACGGCGUCUUCUCAACUGGAACCAUCUCCCUUCACCGUACCUUUGCAGCUCUGCACGGACACGGAAAGCAGCAACUCGGCCCCCAAGAUGUCGUCGGAGGAGACCAUCGAGGAGACCAUAGAUGACAGCCAGGCGACACAGAUCGAAGAACCGGACGAGGCGCCUGACGUGGACGCCGCUGACUCUGCGCUCGUACAGAAGAGCGAGUGCAACGGCGUCCCCUCUGAAUCGCCACCAGUUGCCACCAGUUCCAAAGCUUCUAGUCAGCCGACGCCGCCUUUGAAUGUACAUGACGGGACCGCAAAAGGAAGCGAGGCGGUGGUGUCGGUUAUCUCCCAAGGGUCUGUUGUCGAAGGAACCGUAAAGACUCCAUCACCCUCGCAGAAAUGUGGACUGGGUAACGACGGCCGCGCGGUUGAGGAUGACGAGGUGCCGAUGGAGGAGGAAAGCGCAGCGGGAGGCGUGGCUUUAGUCCUCUCCCAAAGCCAGCUGACAUCCCCUGACCACGAGGAGAGUAAACAUGGCGACGAGAGCGUCGUGGUGGUUGGAGAGAGUGAGAGAGACUCGCAGGGCGAAACGACGCCACAGCUUUUAAAAGUCACGAGUUCCCAGUCGGGAAAAGUGUCGACAUCCACGAACGGCCACGAGGCUGGGGCGCCGGAAGAACUCCGAGACAAGACCCUUAGUGAUACUUCGGGAGACAUUUCCUUCCACUUCACACUUCCUAAAGAAGGGGAGUUGAUCGUUCCUGCUGUUGGAGCCACGCCGCCGCUCAUCAACCAACUCAAGGCGACGCCCAGACACAGCACUCCCAUUGAGGCCUUUUGCGGGAAGUCGGAUGUUCCCGGUGACGUCAGCGCUGAUGCGGCGAUGGCGGACGUCGACGCCGCAGACAAGGCGGACAGUAACCUGAGUCUCAGGAUGAAGUUGGUGACCCCGGUCGAGGAGGGAAGCUCGGAACGUUUCAGCUUGCAGAAACCAGCGCUAUCGGAAGACGAGGAAUCUGUUGCCAAGGCGACCGCAGUUACCAAGGCUGUAACCAGUCCCUCCGUGUUCAGUCGUGUCAGGCAGGUGCACCGGCAGCAGGAAGCCGAGGAUGACGGACACCUGCCUGAAGGCAACAUCACACCUGUGAGGGGGGGAGCGUUUGCCUCGCCACGGAGAACCUCCGAGACGCCGUUACGAGGACGUAACAGCCUCCCCGACAGCCAGUCAGACGCUUCACAACAGGAAGUGCUGGCAGAGCCACUGGACGUCGCACCGGAAGCGCAAGACCAGGAGCUGUCCGACCCGAACCAGAGGGGCGCCUCGAAACAGUCCUUGGACAACACCACCACCCCUGCCAGCAAGAACCCCCCCUUGAAAAGGAGUGCUGGCCCCUCCCAUCGUAGGCACGUACGCACCAUCCAGGAAGUACGAACCACCAUCACGCGGAUCGUUACGGAUGUCUACUAUGAGGACGGCAAAGAGGUGGACCGCAAAGUCACUGAGGAGAGCGAGGACCCGGUGGUGGACUGUCAGGUGAUGGACAGCGACGUUUCCCAAUGCCACACCGGCAGCAGCUCCCUGGCCUCGGGAGACCUCGGCGACGUCAGCUCCCUGUCAUCCAAGGCCUCCAGCCGCGGGCACAGUUCCGGGGGGGGCGGCAGCACCACGGGCCUCUCUCGGCCAGAGUUCAUCAUGCCCCUUAGCCGCGGUGCCAAAUCUAUCAGUCCCAGAAGGGGAGGUGGGCAGAAACAGAGGGGUCAUAGGGGUCAAGGGGCAGGGUCGCCGGUCACAAAGGACAGAGGUCAUGCCACCCUUGCGUCCGGGGCUGUAGCUUCGCUCACCCCCAGAGGACGGGCUAGACGUGGCCGACCCCGGUCCAGGGGCGGAGACGCUAGCUCCCUGCCACGGCUCGGCGCUCACCUGUCCUCCUCGGAUGACGAGCCUUACUCCCGCGUGCACCCCCCACCGCGCCUCCCCGCCGACGUCCCCUGCCACGCCCACUCCCUCCGCUCGUCGCCAGGGGAGGCCAACUUGGCUGGAAGUAGCUUUGUGGGACUGCGAGUGGUAGCCAAGUGGUCCUCCAAUGGGUACUUCUACUCGGGACGCAUUAUGAAAGAUCCCGGGGGGGGCAGAUUCCGCCUCCGCUUUGACGACGGGUAUGAGUGCGAGGUGGCGGGGAAGGACAUCCUCCUGUGUGACCCCAUUCCCCUGGAGACCGAGGUCACCGCUUUGCUGGAAGACCAGUUCUUCAGUGUUGGUGUGGUAAAGGGUUAUAAAACAGAAGGCCAGGAUCUCUUCUACAGUGUGGAGAAGGAGGGCCACAAGCUGUGGUACAACAGGACGUCCGUCAUCCUCUCCCUGGAGCAGGGAAACAAACUGCGGGAGCAGCACAGCCUCGGCCCCUACGAGCCCUCCACCCCCCUGGCCAAAGCCUCCGACAUCAGCUUGGAUAAUUUGGUGGAGGGAAAAAGGCGCCGUCGGGGAACUCCUGGUCCAGACACGCCGACCCACACUUCCUCCAGCAGCCCCCGUACCCCCGGACCCUCCAGUAAAAGAAGACUCAAGAUCCUGGAUCACGAGAGCCCGCCAGCCAAACGGGGUCGCAAGGGUCCCGCAGGCAGACCCGGUCAGAGGGCGGGCGUCUGCAACACCAGCGGCAGCGGCACGGAUCUCCCCGCUCAGCCGCGGGACCUCACAGAGAGUCACGGCCCCACGCCCCACAACACGUCCCUCUUCAUGGGCUUCGCCUUCAUGCUGACCGCCUCGUCCGAGAGCGACCGGCUCACCAAUAAGCUCACGAGUGACGACGACGAGGAGGAAGAGGAAGAAUAUGUGCAGACGGGUCCUUACAACAAAGCCUACACGGAGUCUCAACUGCAGGCGGGGGGAGGAUUUGUCCUGCCUGAUUUCAACGAAGAACAGUGCAAGGCCGCCUACCAGAGUUUGCUGAUUGCAGACCAGCAUUGCCGUACCAGGAAGUACGUCCUGUGCCUGGCCAGCGGUGUCCCGUGUGUGUCCCACAUUUGGGUGAGAGAUUGCUGCAAAGACAACAAGCUGCUCAACUACAGGAACUACUUACUGCCUGCUGGCGUGGGUCCAGACGACGCCAUCGUGGAAUGGCAUCCCCGCUGUAGUCCUUUUAAGGACCUGCGGGUUCUUGUGGCGUUUGAGAAGCCAGUGGAGCUGUGGUCCCAGCUGGCCACCAUGGGGGGAGCGUCCUCCGUCCGACACGUCCACACGGACAAAGACGGCACAGACGUUCCUGCCGGCAAGUACGAUGUGGUGGUGACAGACCGCACCUGCCCUCCGUCGUUGGAGACAAAGAUGACGUCGCUGGAAAUCCCGCUGGUGUCUCCCGAGUGGCUCAUCCAGAGCGUCAUCUGUGGGGAGCGCCUGGACUUCCACCGCCGGCCUCAGUAUCGCCACAACUACUCUUCGCUGUCGUCGCCGUCAUCGUCGUCGUCAUAGUAACGUACCUGUGCAAACUCCCGACACGCUUCAAGAGAUUGGUUCUGUUGCAUGCCGUUACUUUAUAUUCCAUCUGUUUUUAUGAAUACAUUUUCAGCCUUCUUUCAGUUGUGGAUUGUUUUAUUUAUCAGACACAAAUUAAUACACGCUUUUAAUAUUUACAAUUUUGUGCAAAAGGGACAAAUAUCGAAGGAAGUUGACGGCGUCGUCCUUUUGUCGUCUUCUUAAACACUAAAAUGUAAGAAAAUGAUGCUUUAAAUCAACUAUACAAAUGAGUGGUGGAAAAAAACUCCCUUUCUGUGUGGAAGUGGUACGUUUUGGGCUUAGGUUUACAGGAAAUAAAUUCAAGGCCAACCGGUUAGCUCACUUGAGGCUACCUGGAGACCCUGGAGCAUUGCGCAAUGUGUUUUAAACAGAAUAAUAGGAGUGGAAAGUUGACUAUAGGGGUGUUAUUUUAUGUUUAGAGGGCUCUAAUAAUGCAAAAAAAAAAAACAUUUAGAAAGUGAAACAGGUUUUCUAUGCUUAGCGGGUAUUUACAAUAAAAAGCAAUAGCCGGAAACGUGACUUGCAUUGCUAUUGAGGCGCUAAUACACCCCUCUAUUCCUGCCGCAAGGUAUGCUGGGUAGCUCGUGGUACUCUCUCCUCUGAUAGCCAAAUGCGGGGUGGCGUCUUACCUGCCCAAAGUGCCUCCGGCCUGGGUGUAGUACUUGUUGUAGUCCAGUCGCAGAAGCAGCUGCGCCAGGUCCGAGUUGAUCUGGUGGUUCCUGACGCUCGACAGGAUUUUGAACAACACCGAGGACUGACGCCUGAAGCCCUGAACGCAAACACAUCGGCGUCAUAACAUGGAAGAGUCGUCACCUCACAAUCAAAACCCACCCGCCCACCCACGCCACCUUGACCAGGAUGUCCAGCUGGGCGGUCCCCCUCUCGUCCAGUAAGGCCACGCUCUGACUCACCAGGGAGCAGAAGCUCUGGCAGAGCUCCAGGAUCUCAUUGAGGCAGUGGAAGACCUGGAGAACGGGGAACGUUGAAGCGGGCUCGGAAUGAUGAAUUUGAUGCAAAGUCGGAUUCCUACCGGCUUGAGGAGGAUGAAGGACUGGGCCAGCAGGUUGCUGAGGAAAUGGUCGUGGGCCAGUCUGAUGCUCUCGAAGUCUCUGGUGGAGUUGAUCUGUUGAAGCAGCUGAGAGAACUGGGACUCCAGAACAUCCACCUGGUAGGGACGGGUGACAGGUAAUCAUGGUUUUUUUUGGUUUAAGUACAUUUUUAUUCCCGUUCUUCUGCUUUCAUAUGAUAUUUUAUACCAGCAAAGCCACAUAGUGAAGAACGAAAGGCCUAGAUGUACACAGGUCAAAUUGUUUAUAUUUCAAUAUUUUUCAAAUAUUUCUACAUUUUCUUUCCCCAAUAUUAUUACUUUAUUCGUAUUAUUAUUUCGUAUGGCCCUGUGUAUUUUAGUUCUUUCUUUUUAUUUUAAUUGGUUUUAUUUUUUACGCUUUUAUUGCUUUGCAUUUUAAUAUUUUAAUAUCAAUUUUACUAUUUUAUUUCUUAUUUGAUCUUUUAGUUUUGGAUUACAUUCAAUUUGUACCUUAAU